AUGGAAUCGACAAAGGCAGCAGGGAGUCAGGUAUUUCUUGGGAUCAUAGGAGUCGGUGUUGUCGGGAACGCUUUUCUUGAGCAGCUUGAAAGAUUACCAUACCCACCGAAACUGAUUCUGCUCGCCCGUUCCUCCAAGACCGUUUCCGCCCCAGCACCAGAAUUCUCCCCAUGUGUACCAUUCGCAGUUUGGGAUGAAGCCGUCAAGCUGCCACAGUUGGUUCAUUCGAAUGCACUACCACCAGCUGAGAUAGCCGCCUUCUUGUCAUCUGCGCCAGGGAAGGCGAUUCUUGUCGACAACACAUCGGAUCUCACGCUGGCUCGAGCAUAUCCACUGUUUCUGGAGCGGGGUGUCUCGAUAGUAACUCCAAACAAGAAAGGAUUCUCAGAAGAUAUGGCUCUUUUCAAUCAGAUCUUCAGCUCUGCUGCACAGGGGAAUGCAGCUGUCUACCACCAGUGUACAGUAGGCGGAACGCUCCCGGUGCUGUCGACGCUCAGGGAUCUUGUGGCAACGGGUGAUCAGAUCACCCGCGUCGAAGGCGUUCUAUCGGGGACUUUGUCUCUCCUGCUCGGUGACUUCAUGCCGGGGAAUGGCACAUCAGAAGCGUCUUGGAGCUCCUUAGUUUCGCACGCCAAGGAGAUCGGACAUACGGAGCCAGACCCACGUGAUGAUCUCAAUGGUCUUGAUUUUGCACGAAAGCUUACCAUCAUCGCUCGGGUCAUUGGAAUGAAUGUCAGCCGACAUGAUUCUUUCCCAGUGGAGUCUCUUGUGCCUGAUGAGCUCUCGCGACUGCCUUCUUCAUCGGCUGGGAUUGCCAGGUUCAUGGAGGAGCUACCUCGAUAUGAUGGUGUGAUGGAGGAGGCUAAAAGAGAGGCUAAAAAGCAAGGCAAAAUCUUGCGCUAUACCGGAAGUAUUGAUGUACUCAGCGGUGCUAUCAAAGUGGGUCUUCAAUUCGUCGAAGCUGGCAGUGCGAUUGCGAAUCUCAGAGGUAGCCAGAUCGUGAACAUCUAUACCAAGCGGUACGGUGCCCAUCCCUUAAUCUUGCAGGGUGGGGGGGUGGUGGUGAAAUUACAGCAAUGGGAAUACUGUCCGAUCUCUUGA
Penicillium diatomitis is the source of this 1101-nucleotide messenger RNA. Its product is annotated as Homoserine dehydrogenase. Gene Ontology annotation, biological process: L-homoserine biosynthetic process; aspartate family amino acid biosynthetic process. The record is from RefSeq and is a predicted model, not a curated record. Bases 1 to 1101 code for a protein of 366 amino acids. NCBI's taxonomy places the organism in Eukaryota, Fungi, Ascomycota, Eurotiomycetes, Eurotiales, Aspergillaceae. Gene Ontology annotation, molecular function: NADP binding; aspartate kinase activity; homoserine dehydrogenase activity. The transcript has 2 exons.